UGCGUGUGACACUUUCAAGUGGGUAUUGUUCGUUGCUUGGUCUUACAAUUCACUUUCUCUCCUUGUUUUGUUUUUCUCUUCGCUUGCGCUCCAAUUGUUCGAUGAAAUGCCUGAACCAUGCUCUCUAUCACUCACGCGCCUAAUUGCUUCAUAAAUUUGAUCCCUCAAAUAUUUUCCCCCAACACUUCUGCUUCUAAUAUUCAAAAUCUUAGCAGAAAAGGAAAAACAAGAAACCAAGAUUUACGCUUUCUUGUAGUGAAGGGGUCGAGUGGUAGUGGAUUUUUUGAGUUAAAAAACAGCUGUUGCGGUUGCGGUGGUGGAUUUGUAAGGAGGUGUAAUACAAGGGAUUGGGAAAGUAGUGAGGGCAAUAUUGCAUUGGAGACUGAGAUUUUGGAGUUCAUGAAUAGUUCAAAAAAUCCAGAGAUGUUUCCAAGCAAGAAACAGUUGAUUGAUGCAGGAAGAAUGGAUCUUGUUGAGGCUAUCUUGAAGGAAGGAGGGUGGCUCGCUUUGGGUUGGGAUUUCGAUGAUAAUGUUGACGACGUAGAUGUUGUAGAUUGGUAUUCUUCUUUAACGGAUAAUAAAGAAUGUGGUGCUGCUGGAAUUCAAGACAAGGCUUUAGAGCGUAAUGAAGAGCAAAGCUCUCAGGUUCCUUGCUCGUCCUCUGGUAGUUCACAAGAUACAGCGACUGAGGAUGAUGCUGGGAUUGGGGGUAUACUGUAUCGAUUAGAGAAAGAAAGGAAUAUGAAUUUGGGGUUUGCUUUAAAAGAAAUUGAAAGCACUACUCGUGUCCAAAGUAGCAAUGUUAACCAUGAUUUGCUCCCUAAAACCACGAAGAAUGGGACAGGUGCUGGCCUCAAUGGUAACAAUUCACCUGGAUUAUUGAACCCCAAGAGUAGUGCACUCAGUGAUUUGGGAGGCGGCCUUGAUCAUAGCAGAUCUUUCUCAAAUAUUGAUGGUUCUGGAAAUUCGCUAAAUCCAGACACGUGGAGAACUUGGAGCAUUAAGAGGGCAGCGUUUUCAGACUUGCAAUUUGAAGCUGAAGAACUUAGCUCUAAUAGAACUGGUACAGGAGGUGAGGAGAGUGUUUUAGGGGACGAGAUAAUUGAAACAAGGGAGGGUGCUAGUGAAACUGUCAGCAGAAGGAAAGAAAACUGCUCUGAUGGAGGGAUUAAUCAGAAUCAAGUACGAAGUCGCCUACAUGACCUGGAGUUAGAGCUUUCCUCUGUGCUGCAAUCGUUAAAGUCAAACACUGGUGAAAGUGAAUCACAGGAAGUGAUCAUGUUUUAUACUCUUCACCAGGAUAAUGGAAGAGCCUCUGAUGAUCUGCUGAAACUUUCUGAUGCUUGCGAGUUCCAGGAAAAUGAGAUAAUGAAUGCCCAGGAUAAAUUACGGUCAACAAGGGCAAAAAUAGCAGUGUCAGAAGGCAAAAUUGCACUUGCGAUAAUUGAUGCACAAAAGGUAGUGGAAGAGAAACAGAAAAGGAUUGACGACGCUUGUAGAGCCUUGCAACUUCUUCGCACUGCUUGUAUAGUUUGGCCUAGUUCUGCUUCAGAGGUGUUCCUAGCAGGGUCAUUUGAUGGUUGGGCCACCCAGAGAAGGAUGGAAAAGUCUAGUGUGGGCAUCUUUUCUUUGUAUCUGAAAUUGUAUCCAGGCAGAUACGAGAUCAAGUUCAUUGUUGAUGGUGAGUGGAGGCUUGAUCCCCUACGCCCUAUUGUUCACAACAACGGAUACGAGAAUAAUCUACUCAUUAUCACAUAAAAAAAACACAAGGCAUGCAAUGAUGGACACAAGACAGUGAAGGAUAUAUCCCCAGCAGAUUGUUUUUGUUUUGCUUUUCCUCUCCACUCUCUCUUGUAAACGUAUUGAUCGAGUGAGACAUCAUGCUUCUUUUUUCUUUUCUUUUGUUUCUCAUUCAUUCUUUCACUAAAGGUUAGGAAAUGUUAAAAGCACAGUAGACGCGUUUGCCAGGAUUUCUUUUUCAGGACAACCUGUUAGUUCUUUUCCUGUAAUGUAGUAGUGCCUGUAAUGCUUUUGAAGACUCUGUACUUUCUGCUUUUGUAAAAUGUAUUGACCCCCUCGAAAUGUUGUAAUAUUGUAGACACCAUUUGAAAGUUCGAAGGUAUUACAGAAAUCCCUUUUUUACGGGGAUGGAAUUGAAAUGUUUAA
This is a messenger RNA of Populus trichocarpa (black cottonwood), 2166 nucleotides long. Its product is annotated as protein PTST homolog 2, chloroplastic. The transcript is spliced from 8 exons. NCBI's taxonomy places the organism in Eukaryota, Viridiplantae, Streptophyta, Magnoliopsida, Malpighiales, Salicaceae. The record is from RefSeq and is a predicted model, not a curated record. Bases 118 to 1758 code for a protein of 546 amino acids.